Danaus plexippus (monarch butterfly) is the source of this 2832-nucleotide messenger RNA. RefSeq lists its product as uncharacterized. Gene Ontology annotation, molecular function: alcohol dehydrogenase (NADP+) activity. The transcript has 6 exons. The coding region runs from base 320 to 1465 and encodes 381 amino acids. The record is from RefSeq and is a predicted model, not a curated record. NCBI's taxonomy places the organism in Eukaryota, Metazoa, Arthropoda, Insecta, Lepidoptera, Nymphalidae. Gene Ontology annotation, biological process: alcohol metabolic process.
AUUUUAGAAUAUCUAGUUACAUAAUACAUAGUGACAAUGGUUAUAGUGAAAUUUUAUGAAAAUAGGGUGUUUGAAGUAAAUAGUUGCUGGUAACACAGGUUUUUAAGCGAAUUUUGACGAUACAACCAUAACAGUCUGUAGUUCAUAAUAUUAUACACAACAACAAAAGAAAAUCAUAAUUUUAUCAAUAAAACAACGAAGUUACUUAAACAGAUUCUGUUUUGACGACUGUUCAAUUGAUGAGUCUUAUUGAAAUUAUAAACCAGAGCAGUUGUUUACAUCCAAGAAAAACCUUUUGCAGUGAAGGCAGUAGUACAAGAUGAGUAAACUUUGUAGACAAGUGUCAAUAGAAUCCCCAGGGCCCACUCUUAAAGAAUGUGUAUUUAGUUUUGAUGUACCUGUGCCAGAUGUUCCAAUGUAUGGUGCAAGAAUAAGAGUUGUUUACGCUGGUGCUUGCUAUAGAGCUAACAGAACUCGAUCAGCAUCAGUUUGCAGUACUUCCUCCAUUUCCUCUAUUGGGAGUUUGACAGGGGAGAUGGAAAGCUUUGGCAUACAUACAUCAACACCAGCUCAUGUUGGCCUACGCGAUGGUGCUUUGUUUCCUGGGUAUGAAGUUGCUGGUAUUGUGGAUGAAAUUGGUAAAGCGGCAGAAUGUACAGAUGGUAUUAAAAUAGGAACAAGAAUAGUUCUCUACCCAAAUGAUGGUGUUCCGCAUGGAUAUGCUGAUUACAUUGUUGUCCCAGAUUUCCAUUGCCUAGUGAAAGUACCAGAGAAUUUGCCACUGAGUAUUGCGGCUAUGUUGCCAACUGGAGCUUUACUUGCCAUGAAUACUGUUAAUACUGCUAUUGAGUGUCUCAACACUAUUAUUGAAGGACCUGGCAAAAAGGAAAAAGCAACUGUAUUGAUUGUUGGAACUGGUGGACUAGCUCUUUGGGCGCUUCGUAUUGCGUCUUUCUAUUUCCAAAGAUUACCCUAUCAUGAACGAAUUCGUAUAUCAGUGGCAACAUUGAAAGAUGAGGGAAUUGUUUGGGCUCAAGAAGAUGAAGAUGUUUCCGUGGUGCAGUGGUCGGAGGAUCUUUACGAGCGUCAGUUGGUGGAGCGUACUAUAGACGCGUGCGGCGGUUUUGUCGACGUCGUGCUUAAUUUUGGGACCACCUCGCGUUCGCUGCAUCGCUCCUUACAGUGUCUUGCCCCGGGCGGUAUGGUACUUGUGACGGAAGAUGUGGGCGAUAAACUUCUACCUAAAUUUGCUAAGAAAGCCGAUGAAAUGAACGUCAACAUCGUUGCUGUUCAGAACGGUACCAUCGAACAACUCAGGGAACUGGUUGAACUUGUCGCCAACGGGACUAUCAAACCUCCUCCACAUUCGGUGUUCCCCGCUGAGGAGGCGCAGGAGGUUGUCAGGAAGCUUUGCAACUCAGAGAUCAAAGGACGUGCUAUUCUUAAGUUCCACGACAUCGACUAAUUGUAUGCCAAAGACAUGUUUUGUAGCUCAGGGCCAAUAUCACCGAUGGAAGAUUCAUCCCAAAUGUUAUUUUAGAUUUCGACUUGAACUUAUAUUCAUAAAUAAAAUUUUAUUUAAUCUGAUUCUUUUCACCAGUAACUUUUUUAUGUUAAUAAUUAAGCUUAGUCCGUAACCACUUGGCUUGGUAAAUCUGAUCCAUUAUGGGAUAGCUCCCAUCCAUCGUUAUAGUUGAUUUACUUUAUAUUUAGAUUGCAUUUGCAAUCGAUCAUCCAUUCUCAUAAAAACUUUUGCCACUAGUAGCGGUACAAAGUAACGAACUAGUCGCAUUUAUUCAUAUAGUACGUAGAUAAUAUGCCAUAAUAGUUGUAACCAAUAUGGAACUUAUUUUGUACUCCUUUAAUAAAAAUAUUUACAAUACUCAAUCACUAGGUUAAUCUUAGUUUAAAAUGCCAUUUAUAUGUUUAUCGGUUGUGCAUCGUUUUUAAAAAUUUGGGUACAUUUUUAAAAUGAACUUCCAUAUUUUAUACAACGGUAAAGUAUAAUCGUUUAGAAAUUAAGGUCAAUUGAGUGUCUAUUAUGGCGUCGCACAAACGGCGUUAGAUUAUAACAUUGAUAUUUGUCGUCUUCAAGGAUAUGUGAUGUUUGAGAAACGUAUAUAAAUCGUAUAUCGUGUUUGUACCUCUAUAUUAUUAUUAACUUCCUGAUAUAAAUUCUACUGAUAUUGAAAUAUUUUUGUACAACAGUUGUACAUGUGGAAUUAAUUAUGUAAUGUUUUAAGCCGUCCUUCAAAUUAUGUUUUUUUUUUUAAUUAUAAUCAAAUGGAUUUUCUAUGGGAUGAAACUCAAAAAGCUUUCAAUAUAUUUUUAUUCUGUCUCUACAACUUCUCUUGUAACUUUAACGGAUUCUCGAGACGACAUUCUCAUAAAAUAUGUCAAUCGUUUUAUACGUCUAUUGGGAUUUAAGACGUUUUUAAAAACGAAGUUAAAUCAUGUUUAAGUAAAAAGUAAUUUUUAAAUGUGUAUUGCUUUUUGAUUUUCUUAUAUGUUCGCACAAGGAAUUCUUUAUAUUGUUGUAAGUAAGGCUUCCUUCCGAAGGGAUUUAAAGUUACUUUUUCAAAUGUUAUUGGAUUUCAUAAAGAACGUACAUAUUAUGUGAUAAUUAUUGUUAUUCAUAUUAAUGUGUUUGAUAUAUUUUAGUCCGGCCACAAAAAGUCUAGGUUUCAGACUUGUUUUUUUUUUUGUAACGUAUGUAAUUGUCUAGUCAUUUAACAUUCUGAACAUAUUUUCGUGUAACAUAUGCAAUAGUAUUACCUGUUUUAGAAUAGCUCCUUUUUUAAACUUUCAUUGUAAUAAAUGUUUAAUACCAUA